AUGAACUACUCUGUCGUCUUCGACAUAGAGCGCGACAUCGACUACUCGGCAGCUUCGCUUUGGAUGAAGGAAAACUGGCACGUGACGUUCUUCUACGGAGCCGCCUACGUCAUCUGCGUGUUCAUCGGUCGCCAUCUCAUGCACGCGCGUCCGGGAUUCGAACUGCGCCGACCGCUGCUCGUCUGGAACGCCUCCCUCGCCGUGUUCAGCCUCAUGGGGGCGCUGCGUACGGUGCCCGCGUUGCUAUGGGUGAUCAACACGUACGGGUUUAAGUAUUCGAUAUGCGACGAUUGGUUCACUCGGGGUGUCACCGGAUAUUGGACCUUCUUGUUCAACGUCAGCAAGUGUCCGGAGCUCGUCGACACUCUCUUCAUUAUUCUGCGCAAGCGUCGACUCGUCUUUCUGCACUGGUACCAUCACGUGACCGUCCUCGUCUACUCGUGGUAUUCGUACUCGGAAAGCACGGGCGCGGGUCUGUGGUUCAUGUCUCUUAACUACAGCGUGCACGCUGCCAUGUACGCCUACUACGCUCUACGCUCGGCCGACGUCAGACUCCCCCGCUGGGUCUCCGUCGCUCUGACGUCAUGCCAGCUCGCGCAGAUGGUCGUCGGCAUGGCGGUUAGUUACGUCGCCUGGCAGCUGAAAUCGGCCGGGGAAGCGUGCGCGGGCAGCGCAGUUAGUUUGAAAUUCGGGUUGCUUAUGUAUGUGAGUUAUGCGGUGCUGUUUGCGCAUUUUUUCUGGGGCGCUUACAUACAGCCGCAGAAACCGCCAAUGUCCUUGACGGAGGUCGAUGCGAGCGAGCGGCGCAUGCGCAAGAAUCAGUGA
Priapulus caudatus is the source of this 825-nucleotide messenger RNA. Its product is annotated as elongation of very long chain fatty acids protein 6-like. NCBI's taxonomy places the organism in Eukaryota, Metazoa, Priapulida, Priapulimorpha, Priapulimorphida, Priapulidae. Gene Ontology annotation, molecular function: fatty acid elongase activity. Gene Ontology annotation, biological process: sphingolipid biosynthetic process; very long-chain fatty acid biosynthetic process; fatty acid elongation, saturated fatty acid. The transcript has a single exon. Gene Ontology annotation, cellular component: endoplasmic reticulum membrane. Bases 1 to 825 code for a protein of 274 amino acids. The record is from RefSeq and is a predicted model, not a curated record.